AUGGGACUCAUCUGUCAUCUAAAUCGGUCUCUCUCUUACACUUGUUUUAUUUUAACAGUUUCUGCGCUGAAAUGCUAUUACUGUAACGCUGAUGGAUCAGCAGCCAAUAGUUUUGACAACUGUUAUAAUGUGUAUACCUGUGAUGACUCAGACCUGCCAGACGGUGGUCCAUAUGAAGCUUGUACUACCUACUCAUAUUACACUGAUAAGCUGUAUGUGUUGAAAGGAUGUUACCGCAGUGCUAUCAACACCGACAAGUACAGUUAUGAAUACUGCCUUUCUGAACAGAUGGACGUCUACUGUAAUACGGACCAUGAUACCUGGAACUGUCUUGACUGCUGCAAAACGGAUCUCUGCAAUAAUGCGAUGGGUGUUACCAUGGCAACAUUCAAUUUAUUAGGCAUUGUUUUCGGAUCGGUCACAUAUUUGCUACUUUUUGUUUAAGUACGUUAGGUGAUGUUACG
Messenger RNA from Saccoglossus kowalevskii, 464 nucleotides. RefSeq lists its product as uncharacterized. NCBI's taxonomy places the organism in Eukaryota, Metazoa, Hemichordata, Enteropneusta, Harrimaniidae. The record is from RefSeq and is a predicted model, not a curated record.